Messenger RNA from Vigna unguiculata (cowpea), 1127 nucleotides. RefSeq lists its product as uncharacterized. The record is from RefSeq and is a predicted model, not a curated record. Lineage: Eukaryota; Viridiplantae; Streptophyta; Magnoliopsida; Fabales; Fabaceae.
UCUGGAGCAAAUACUCAGUGACCACCUUACACAUGACCACGCAUUGCUAAAACCCCUUCUUCUUUAGACUAUUCUCAUAUUCCACACUGCAACACCCAACACCAAGAACCAACCCAAACGAUGUCGUUUAUGCGCGGAGAUUUACUUUCUCAAACAAGGAAGCUCGUGAAGGGUUUGGCCAAGGCACAACCCGUAUGGCUGAAAGCCAUGGAACAGGCGCCACCUGCAACAUUUCCUCGAGUUGCAGAAAAAAUUCCGACCAUCACUCUUCCUGAGGAUGCUUACGUGAAGAAGUUCUAUAAAAAGUAUCCGGAAUCCAAAAGCCAUGACCCCAUUAGGUUUCAUGCUUUUGACCCUCCUCCAUCUCGUAUCUUUGCCUUGAGGGUUCUUGAAUUGAAAGAGCAUGGUGUUAGUGAGGAGCGAGCAAUGGCUAUAGCUGAUAUGGAAUAUCUGACAGAGAAGAAGGCGAAGAAGAAAGCAUAUAGCCGUUUGAAGGAAAUUGCACGUAUUCAAGGAAAGAGACCUCCUCCAAACCCAUAUCCUAGUGCUAUCAAGGAGAUACAAGCUGAGGAGAGGAAAUAUGUUCGUGAUCGUUUCUUCAAUCCCAAGAUGCUCGAAAUUGUGAAGCAACAGAAAGCCGAGGCAAUGGAGAGAUUCAAUGCGCGUGCUGGUGGUGAUUGGUGACUUUUAUGGGGGAAACUUACACUGCAUUCAAUCUUUGCCUCUCACAAUAAUGUUUAUCAUUCACCCACUGAAAACUGCAUACUUCUUCUUCUUCCCUCCUAUGAGGUGAAAUAUUUAUUUGUUGUAAUAGAUAAACUGCGAUAGAAAGUUUUGCAAAAUUUCAUGUGAAGGUCAUUUCUUCCAGGCUACUCAAGUUUUGCUAGCAGCAAUUACUUGGCUUGUUCUUUUGUUGAAUUUGAACCUUAACCAGUUUUUGAUGGAGUGUCUGUGUGCAUGCCAUCACUAAAAUGUGCUUCCUUUGGUAAACACAGGGUUUGAAAGUUGGAGGACAAGGUUAGAUAUUCAUGAGAGGAUUAUGUUUGGACAAUUCAUAUUGGAUGACGUGUUUGUAUUGUGUAUGUUUCAAACUAUAGUUGUGUAGAACACAAUCAAAUUACUAAUGA